GAGAAAGUGUGUAUUUUUUUUUUUUAUGAAAAUACAACAAUAAAAGAGCACGUUAAGAAGGUGAUGAAGAUUGGGCUUUGGCACUCUGCCAUCUCCCAAACCAACUAAGCCAAACAAAACCCUUUUUUCUUCUAACCUCAAUACACUUUCUUGAACACAAUCGCCAUGGAAGACGAUGAUGACUUCGGUGGUUUAUACACCGAUCUUCCUCAGCCCUUCGCUCCUUCCUCUCCUUCUCCUCCUAAAGCUCAACCCAUUCACAGCCAGCAAUCACCUCAACAAUCUCCGCGCCACGCGGAACACGUAAUCGCUGAUUCCAACGUCACCGCUGAACCUUCCGUUGAUUUGAUUGACAGUGACGUCAAAUUCGACAUCGAGGAUGAGGAAAUCGACGACGAGCCACUCAUUCCGGGACUAACAGGAGACGCCGUAGAAGCUUCCAGAAGAAUCGGCGAAGGUGAUGAUUGGGAAGACAGCGAUGAUAGCGAGGAUGACCUGCAGAUUGUGUUGGACGGUGGCCUUGGCCUUCCUGAUGUCCGCGAUGACGGUGGCCUCGAGGUUGAGGCUGCAGCUGACUACACUGAGGAGCGCGAUUGGGGCGAGAAUUCCACUCAACCGCUUGAUGGUGAGAAGAAGGAAGCGGGAGAGUCGGUGAGAGUACUUGCGCCGAAAAUUGGGUACAGCAAUCAGGGUUAUCAUCAUCCUUUUCAUUCUCAGUUUAAGUAUGUCAGGCCAGGUGCAGCAUCCAUCCCUGCAGCAACUAGUUCUACUCCAGGAGGUCCUCUUGGUCAGAUUCGUCCACAAGCUAACAUGAAUCCUUUGGCCGGUCAUGGCAGAGGGGAUUGGAGACCAGCUGUAAUAAAAGGUGCUGCAGCCAUGCAAAAAGGUUUUCAAGCAGGUUCUGGAUUACCUAUGCGGGGACACAGUGCAGGAGGACGGGGCUUUGGUGGUGGAUUGGAAUUUGUGCUUCCUUCUCAAAAGACAAUAUUUGAUGUUGAUAUUGAUAGUUUUGAGGAGAAACCAUGGAAAUAUCCUGGUGUUGAUGUAUCAGAAUUUUUCAACUUCGGUUUGAAUGAUAAUACCUGGAAAGAUUAUUGCAAACAACUGGAACAACUACGGCUGGAGUCUACCAUGCAAAGCAAGAUCCAUGUUUAUGAGAGGGGUCGAACAGAGCAGGACUAUGAUCCAGAUUUGCCCCCUGAAUUAGCUGCAGCUUCUGGUAUACAUGAUGUUCCUGUUAAUAAUGGUAAUUAUGUAAAGUCAGAUGUUGGACAAAAUGAUCUAAUAAAAGGUUCUGGACCUAUGCGACCACCAAUUCCAACUGGGAGAGCAAUACAGGUGGAAAGUGGUUCUGGUGAUCGUCUUCCUUCCAUUGACACCCGACCUCCUCGAAUCCGUGAUUCGGAUGCUAUCAUUGAGAUUGUUUUACAGGAUCCAGCAGAUGAUGUUUCCAAUGCAAAAAUUGAUGAUCAAGAUCAACAAGAGGGUGAUGAGCCCCAGAAAAAGGAUUUUACUGAUGACCAUGUAUCUGGAUAUGAAAUUCCAAGGUUAGAGUCCAAGUAUUUUAAUGGUCAAAAGGGAGAGCUGAUUGGAAGAAGAAUGCUCAAUAUGAAAGCCAGUCCUACUAGCAUACCCAUAGAAGAUGAACAUUUGCCCUUCCCCCAGGAAAAGACAAAUGACUACUCUGAUUCUAGGAAAAUGCAAGGAAGUGCAUGUGAUGAUCAGUCUCCCCGUUUUACUUGUAGUCGAGAAGUGACAAUUGUUGACAAUAAAAAAGAAGGGUCGGUUGAAAGCAUGGAAGCUAGACAUAGUGCACACUUGUCAUUUCCUGUCGUUGAGGAUGUGAAGGAAUCCAGCAUUGAAAACAAUCAGCUUGAGAAAGCUCGGACAACUGAUAGAACUUCCAGGUUGGAAAAGGGAGAUAGAGACUUAAAUGCAGUGGACAACAGAGAUGUCAUUAAGGAUGGGGUAGCAGAGAGACAGAAAAUAACAUCUCAAGUUGAGCAACCUUUGCUUGGGGAUGGAAGUGAUUGUGAGGACUCAAAAUCUGUAAGAAGUAGUGAUAACAGCAAAGCAAUAUCAGAAAGCAGCAGGGAUUAUCAUAAGCAAUGGGAUGGUUUUGAAGUACGUCAGGAUCCUCAUGAUGUUCAUCUGGGUAGCAUUAGAAUGCAAUCUCAUGAUAAUGAGCAGGUAUUCCAUAGAAGAGAGCAAGAUGGGGGCAAAAAAACAGAGACAAACGGUAUGGUGAUUAGAAGUAGAGAGAAUUCAUACUCUCACAAGGACCGACACCCUAGCUCGGCACAUCAAUCACACAUAAAGAUUGAUGGCUUUGAAAGUCAAAGAGAUAGGGUUAGCUAUGACAUGGAUUGGGAACGUAGAAAUGAUGAUCUCUAUGGAAAAAGGGUUAAACAUGAUGAGCCAAGAAAGAGGGAUAAGGGUAGGGUUCGUGAAAAGGAGAGAAGCGACAAUGAUGAUUCCUUUCGAUCAAGAAAACAGUUGGAUAAUGGUACCUACAGGGUUCCAUAUGACAAGGACGUCAGGUCAAGAGUCUCAAGACACAAAGAAAGAGAUGAUAGCUUGAAAGAUAAGCAUGAAGCUUUGGAGGAUUUCCGUAACAAGAGGAGGAAGAAUGAGGAAUAUCUUAGGAGGGAGCAUGUAGCCAAAGAAGUUGUGCGUGGGUAUAGAGAAAAUGUCAAUCGGCACAAGCCAGAAAAGGAUUCAGUAUUGGAUCCACGGAAGAGAGAUGAGCAUCAAAGAAGUAGAGUUGACCUUGAUGUUCAAUAUGCUGCCAGACAAAAAAACGAGGCCUGGCUACUGAGGGAGAGGGGUAAUAGGAAGAGAGAUAGAGAGGAGUGGCAUCAGGUGAAACAGUCUCGCGAAGAACAUCCAUUCAAGCGUGAAAGAGGAGGUCGAGAUUCUGUAAGAAGUGGACGAGAAGCUGAAGAAAAGAUAUUGGCUGGCCUUGUUAGGGCUAAGGAUGAACAUAAAGUUUCGGAGAAAGAAUACCAACAUAGAGAAGCAAUGCGACACAGUGACCAAUUGAAAACAACGGAUCGAGUUAAGGGUGAAAGCCCACACCGUAAGGGGCAUGACGAUGCUAAUGUCCGUGGAAAUCAAUACAACAGUGAGGAAAGGCGAUCCAGGGAGGACAAAUCAAGUAAUCGAGGUUAUUGUGCCACUAAUUCUUUAGAUACUCAAAGAGUUCACGAGAGAAAGCGUGAUGACGACUCUAGGAAAAGCAAAGAACCCAUUGUUGGUAGUUUAGGCACGUCCAACAAAAGUCCAGAAGCUCAAAGUGGUCAGACCAAUUUCAAGGGCAUGAAAGGCUCUGGCGAUGAAGAUCAUGCAGAGGAUGAAAUCCCAGGGCAUCGGCUGUCCAGAAAAAGGAAUGGAGAAGCCAACUCAGAUGAUGAACAGCAAGAUUCUCAACGAGGACGUUCUAAAUAUGACCGCUGGACAAAGGAUUUCAGUAACAGCAGCAAGUCGUCAUCUUCCUUAAAGUUCAAGGACCUUGAGAAAGAUAAUAAUGAUAGGUCUUCUGAAUCUGGGAAACCUGUUGACGACGAAUCUACUAAGUUAGUUUAUACCAAUCACCAACCACAUUUAUCAGUUGAGGGGAAGGGUUUUGUAGAUGUGGAGAUGAAGGAUGCUAAAGCUAAAGAAUUAGAGGAUCAGCACCCUGAUACUGUUGAUAAAUUGAAGAAGCGUAGUGAGCGGUUCAGGGUUCCAAGGCCAAGCGAGAAAGAGGCAGCUGUCAAGAAGUUAGAGGAUGAAAAUCCAAUGGAUUUUUCAGAGGUCAAACAAGAGCGACCACCCCGGAAAAGGAGGUGGAUAGGUAACUAGAUGAGAAAUCUGGGAGCUUAUUAUCUGACUACAAAUCUCGUUUAUUUUUUACCCCACGAAAAUGUAUGCCUGGCCUAAUUUUUGUAAAUUCUAGCAGGCUCCACUUCCACCCAUUAAGACAUUCAAAACUCCUUUACCAUAAUUCCUGAUGGAUAACCCCAAUUUAGGUUUAUUAGUGCAUUGUGAUUUUGAAUAAUUUGUUGAAAGUAACAUUUUUAGUGUUUGACAUUAUAUGUAGUUAGACCAUUUUUGUAACCACGCACCCAAUACAUUAUUAUACACUGUAUAUAUUGGUAAAAUGUAGACCUUGAAAUUUCACAAUACAUACACGUUUAUCUGUGUCUAAAUGUGAUCCAUAUCGUAAUUUGAUAUGGGUUAUGAGAAUUAUGGGAUUAGCAUGACCGAGGCUUGUUGCAAUAUUGCUGGUGAUGCACGAGCCUUAUACUGGCAGUGUUCCUCUUGUGACCGAGAUGUUCCAAGUGUCAGAAACCAGAGACAUCCCUGGUGAAGGACGGUCUGAGGUGGAUGCUGCUUACUUCCUAACCUCUCUUUGGUGAUUGAAUAUGAGAUGUCAGCAAUGAUUGUUCUUAUUGUAAACUGUAAGUUAAUAUUGAUUACUGUUUUUUCCAACAAGAGGAUGAUUAUACAAUAAUUUUAGCUCUGUGCUUGGCUGUAUCUAGAUGUUAAUGAAAUGUAGUUCAUGAAUUUCUGUAGUAAUAACAGAAGGCAUCAGCAAAAAAUAAUCCAUUUACAAAUCUUU
Vigna umbellata (rice bean) is the source of this 4603-nucleotide messenger RNA. RefSeq names its product FIP1[V]-like protein. The record is from RefSeq and is a predicted model, not a curated record. Lineage: Eukaryota; Viridiplantae; Streptophyta; Magnoliopsida; Fabales; Fabaceae. Gene Ontology annotation, biological process: mRNA processing. Gene Ontology annotation, cellular component: nuclear speck. Gene Ontology annotation, molecular function: RNA binding.